CUCAUUGCAGCACCAAAUCAGAGUUUCCCCCAAAGAACAAAACGAAAAUAGCAAAGCUUCGUGGAAACCAUCCGGCCAUUGCUGACAACCAUGGUGCAGAGAUGGUGCGCCAAGCUUCAGUCUCUGGCCCUUCGAUCGGCCAAGACUCUUCCUUCUCGCUCUUCUUCUACUUCACGUCGCCUCAUCCACACUUUCCCACAGCUCCACCAACCCCUCCAUUUUGCUUCGAGUAGAUGGAGCUGCAGGCCCCUCCUCAUUGCCUCUUCAACAGCCCAUUCUUCACUGGCUUUGCAGCCAUUUCUCUCCCCACGUCCUCCAUCUGUAGUUCAAGUGCGGCAUGUUUCGUCGAGAGAGCGGAAGAAGAGGAGAAAGCCAAUGACACCGGUCACGUCCAAGUUAAAGAAAACCAAAAUGAAGUUUUAUUCGUCUUACAAGUCCAGGUUUAGGACAAUGAAUGAUGGGAAUAUUCGGCGCUGGAAGGAGGGAAAGCGGCACAAUGCCCAUUUGAAGUCAAAGAAGUCAAAACGCAGACUCAGACAACCUGGCAUAGUCCCUCUAGCUUAUGCCAAAGUGAUGAAGAAGCUCGGUUUUUGUAGUUAAAACAUCGGGAGUCCACUGUAGGUGCUGCCAAUUCCUGGAAUGAAAGAGGGAAAGGUUCUCCUCUGGCCUUCUGCAUUUUGGUGCUUUCUUUCUGAUGUUUGCAUUUAAGAGUCCCUAGAAGAAGAAGCAAGUUGUAGAGAAUUGAUAAAUUCAAGUUGAGCUGUGUCUUAUCAAAAUGAUACUCUUAAUAAAACACCCAUAGAUUUUUGAGAUU
Messenger RNA from Alnus glutinosa, 814 nucleotides. RefSeq lists its product as uncharacterized. Gene Ontology annotation, biological process: translation. Gene Ontology annotation, cellular component: ribosome. The record is from RefSeq and is a predicted model, not a curated record. Lineage: Eukaryota; Viridiplantae; Streptophyta; Magnoliopsida; Fagales; Betulaceae. Gene Ontology annotation, molecular function: structural constituent of ribosome. The coding region runs from base 91 to 600 and encodes 169 amino acids. The transcript has 4 exons.